Olea europaea var. sylvestris is the source of this 3433-nucleotide messenger RNA. Its product is annotated as probable LRR receptor-like serine/threonine-protein kinase At2g24230. Gene Ontology annotation, biological process: protein phosphorylation. Lineage: Eukaryota; Viridiplantae; Streptophyta; Magnoliopsida; Lamiales; Oleaceae. The transcript has a single exon. Bases 583 to 3156 code for a protein of 857 amino acids. Gene Ontology annotation, molecular function: ATP binding; protein kinase activity; protein binding. The record is from RefSeq and is a predicted model, not a curated record.
UGUACUGUCUGUUUAUUUUAUUUUUAAGAAACACAAACAAUUUAAACAUUAAUCCCUCACUCACUCCUCCCCAUAUCUGUAACCUGCCCUUUUUGUUUAGAAGAGUUUCGUUUGCCGUAAGUUUGCAUUUUCUGAUUGUGUGAGUAACUUAACAAACAAAUAUAAAACAAUUGCAGUGACAGUUCAUUAGAACCUGAAAGGGCAAACAUUGAAAAUUUCUAUUGUCUCCCACAAUUUUAUUUGUUUUUCAGUAGCAGGUUUCAUGCGCAUAGCCUGUUUACUGCUGUAUACUUGCUAUUUUCAGUUUCUGGGGUACUGAAAGCAAAGCAAACUAUUUUUUAAUAGUUUGUUGAAAGGUGAAAGUUAUUGUUCUACGGUGGUGGUGGUGGUUUUGUUUAUAGAUUUAUGGAAUUAUUGGUGUUGCCGCCUCGCAGAAGCCAAAAGUAGCCGCAGAAACAUUUAUGAUACAAAAUUGGUUGAAUUAAAGGUCAGAGAGAAAAGGGUUUUGGGGUAGUUGGUCUUGGAGGGGGUUAGGUACUGUUUCUUUUUUGUUCUUUCUGCUAUUUUUGGCCUAAUCCAAAAAUGGGAUUUGGUUUUCUUGGUUCUUUUUUGCUUCUAACGCUGUUCUUUAAGCCUUUGGUUUCUGAACAACCCAAUACAGAUGGGUCAUUUAUCUUUGAUUUCUUGCAAAAAAUGUACUCAAAUUCUUCCAAAGAUUAUAACUUUUCUGGCCCUUUUUGUUCAUGGAGGGGUGUGUCUUGCGAUACCAAAAGAGAGAAUGUUGUGAAAUUGGAAGCAACUAGUUUCGGUUUGUCUGGUGUGAUUCCUGACAACACAAUCGGGAAAUUGACAAAGCUUGAAACUUUGGAUCUGAGUAGUAACAAAAUCACUGCUUUGCCAUCUGAUUUCUGGAGUUUGGGUACACUGAAGAAUCUUAAUCUCUCCUUUAACCAAUUUUCUGGAAAUCUCCCUAGUAGCAUGGGCAAUUUUGGUCGACUCCAAAGUUUGGAUCUCUCUUUCAACAAUUUCUCUGGGAGUAUCCCUGAAGCAAUAAGCUCUCUAGUCAGCUUGCAAGUUCUCAAUCUCAGUCAGAAUGGAUUUGACUCAACCAUUCCUUUGGGGAUCUCACAAUGCAGAUCCUUGGUUUCCAUUGAUCUUUCCAAGAACAAGCUCAAUGGCUCUCUUCCUCGUGAUUUUGGUGCUGCAUUGACGAAGCUGGAAUUCUUGAACCUGGCUGUUAAUGAGAUUGAGGGCCGAGAUACGAAUUUUUUGGGGAUGAAAUUUAUCAGAUAUCUUAAUAUUUCAGGUAAUCUUUUUAAGGGUUCAGUUGUUGAUGUCUUUGAAGGGCCUCUGGAGGUGAUUGAUUUGAGCAGAAACCAAUUUCAAGGCCACAUUGCUGAGGUAAAUUUCAGUUCCACCUUCAAUUGGUCCAAGUUGGUUUACUUGGAUUUAUCUGGUAAUCAGCUUAGUGGAAAGUUUUUCAGUGGCUUGAUUUAUGCUCCUAAUCUCAAAUACCUUAAUCUUGCUCAAAACAGAUUCACCAAACAACAAUUUUUGUCAAUUAAUAUGCUCUUCAAUUUAGAGUAUCUAAAUUUGUCUAGUACUAAUUUGAUUGGUGAAAUUCCGAGUAAUAUCUCAUAUUUGAGUAGUUUGAAAACCCUUGAUCUUUCAAAAAACCAUUUGAGAAACCAUAUUCCUCCUUUCGGUAUCAAGAACCUUCUAGUUCUUGAUGUUUCUUACAACAAUUUAACCGGAGACAUCCCAUUGAUGCUUUUAGGAGGACUCCGAGAGAUGGAGAGGUUUAAUUUCUCUUAUAACAACCUAAGCUUUUGUGGUUCACAAAUUCCAUCUGAAACCCUCCAAUCCGCUUUCAUUGGGUCGAUGAACAGCUGCCCUAUUGCUGCAAACCCAGCCUUCUUUAAAAGGAAAUCUCAGAAGCAUAGGGGACUAAAGCUUGCCCUGGCUCUUACCCUCUCAAUGGUUUCUCUGCUUGUGGGGUUGCUCUUUUUAGCCUUUGGAUGUCGAAGAAAAACCAGAAAUUGGACAGUGAAACAGAAUUCCUAUAAAGAAGAACAAACUAUCUCGGGACCCUUCUCGUUCCAGACUGAUUCAACCACUUGGGUAGCUGAUGUUAAGCAAGCAACGUCUGUUCCAGUUGUAAUCUUUGAAAAGCCGUUGCUUAAUUUUACAUUUGCAGACCUCUUGACUGCAACUUGUCACUUUGAUCGGGGCUCGUUGUUGGCUGAAGGGAGAUUUGGGCCGGUUUAUGGUGGACUAUUACCGGGAGGAGUUCAUGUGGCUGUUACAGUUCUAGUCCAUGGUUCGAUUAUAACUGAUGAUGAAGCUGCAAGAGAGCUUGAGUAUCUUGGUCGAAUAAAACAUCCUAAUCUUGUUCCUCUAACUGGAUAUUGCUUGGCUGGAGAGCAGAGGAUUGCGAUUUAUGAGUACAUGGAAAAUGGAAAUCUACAAAACUUGCUGUACGAUUUACCACUUGGUGUUCAAACUACAGAAGACUGGACCAAUGACACUUGGGAAGAAGAUGAAAAUAAUGGGAUACAAAAUGUUGGGACAAAAGGAUCACUAAUAACUUGGAGAUUUAGGCACAAAAUUGCACUUGGCACAGCUCGUGCACUAGCAUUUCUUCAUCAUGGCUGCUCGCCUCCAAUUAUACACAAAGAUGUCAAAGCAAGCAGUGUUUAUCUCGACUCAAACUUGGAACCACGAAUUUCAGACUUUGGACUCGCUAGAAUUUUCGGGAAUGAGCCUGACUCCGAGAUAGCCGGUGGUUCACCAGGGUAUGUGCCACCGGAAUUUCUUCAGCCAGAAACCAGCUCCCUAAAGGACCCAUCACCAAAAUCUGAUGUUUAUGGAUUUGGAGUAAUUCUUUUUGAACUAAUUACAGGGAAAAAGCCUGUUGAAGAUGAUUAUCCAGAUGAAAAGGAAGCAUCUUUAAUAAGUUGGGUGAGAGGUCUAGUAAGGACGAAUCAUGCAUCACAAGCUAUUGAUCCCAAAAUUCGUGGAACAGGACCAGAGGAACAAAUAGUUGAGGCCUUGAAGAUUGGAUAUCUAUGCACAGCUGAACUUCCUUCAAAGCGGCCCAGUAUGCAACAGGUAGUUGGACUACUGAAGGAUCUUGAACCAAUCACACAAAAAUGAAUAGAAGAGAAUGUUCAGAUUUUGACAAACUUUUGUUAGUUUUUUCAUGUGAUGAACUCUCCCUUGCUGCAAUGAAGAUAUCAAACAGCAGCUUUAGUUUUAUUUGCAACUCUGCCUUGUUAUCGUAUAUGUUGUUGUUGGUUGCUAAAUGCUUGAUUCAUUUAACUUGAUCCUUAAGGAUCAUAUUGUUCAUGCAUUUUUAAUUUUUUUGUUGAUAUUCUCUAAAUUCUUGUAUGGAUUUUAAUCUUUCGACAGAUAAACGGAAUUAUUACAUAUC